AUGGAGCGACCGCCGUCUUCAAGGCCGAAAACUUCGGCUGGACGAGCCGCUUCAGCUCGUUCUCGUCAACCUGCACCCACCAAUGGUCAGCAUUUUUCGAAAUUGAGAACUUUUUUUCGAUAACUGAUUGAGGGUUUAUCAAUUUAUCAAGUUCUUUUAAAAACUUGAAAAGAAAAGAUUUAAAAAAAAAGGAAGGAAAAAAAAAGAGAAAAACUACAAGUUUUCAUGGUUGAGUCGUUUAGAAUAUCCUGGCCUUUACGUGAAUUUUUCACUUGUUCUUUUAUCUUUUUUCCUUUUUUUUUUAGUUUUAGAAAACUAAUCAAGUCUUUUUGUUCUCAUGCGUACGUAGAAGAUGUUUUCGAAAAAAAAAUUUUCGCUUUUUUUCUCAUUAACUUCCAAGGAAAAAGAUGUGGAAAAUAAUCAUUUUGCUUUUCAAUGGCGGUUUUUUUCCAGUUUAGAGUCAAUUUUUUUUUUUGCUUUAAGUUGUAUUAUAAGAUGUGUCGAAAAUAGUGCUCUUACAAAUAAUGAAAAAAACUCCAAAGUAGAAUGAAUAACUUCGUAGCGGAAGAUAUAUAAUAAUCACUUUUUCUUCAAAGUUUUUUUGUAUAUUUGAAGAACGUAUUAAAAGUCCAUAAAAAAAUUUUUUUCCCUUUUUAUUUUUCUCUAUUUGUAAUUUACUCUCAAAAUAAUAGUUGAAGGCUCGGUUCCAUCCGGUAUGCGGCCGCCAUCCCGCCAAACAAUGUCGCGAAUGGGCACCGCGAUGGGAAACGGAAAUAUUCCUCAGCCGCCACCUCGCUCCAGUUUGGGUGACUUUUCAAUUCAAAAAUAACAGAAAAAAAAAGUUUCACGAGGGUACUUUUCUAGCCCCCGGAUGGAAUUUCGGAUAAUCAAUUCAGAGGAGACUUUUACAGCUGAUUCCACAACAAAAAAGUUUCUUGCACUUUUACCAAAGGGGACUAGAAAAUAUCCCUUUUUAGCGGGAAAAAUAUUUGAUGUUCAAUCAAAACUGCAAAUAAAAUCAUUCUUUAUUUGAUUUUCAAUUUUGAAGGUCAACGAAUCGGUAGCUCGGCCAUGCAGCGAGUUCCCACAGCUGUGAGUUUGAAUUAUGUCGUUGAAAGUAGAAAAGAUGAAUCCAGAGUUUUUUCUUGGCAUUCCUGAGCCUUUCAGAUGAGAUUUUCAAAAGACCUUGAUUAGAGUGAAAGGUAGGAGUCAAUAUAAUUUUUCCGUUUGCUCCGAUAUUCUGUGUUUUUAUUAUUUUUAGAUCUUCAUUUGCUUCUUAAGAGAUUUUUAAAACCAUUUUCUGUUUUUUUAAAAAAACGCGCAGUAAAAAAGAAAAAUUUUUUUCGCUUCGAGAGGAGGGGGGGUUAAUUAACCGUAAGGCAAGAAUUUUUUAAAUGCUUUUUCAGUAGUGAAAUUUCAUUGAGAAGUAGAAAAUAGUAGUUUUUCGGUCCCGCUUUCAUUAUUUCCUCUUUCAAGGAGAUAUUUCUUGGAACUAUUUGAAAAAACCUGAACUUUUAGCCGAGUUGAACGAGAAAUUCCUCUUCGGAGAACUAGAACCUGGGACAGUCUUACUGUCAGACAGGAUCACUACCAGCUGAGCUACAUCAUAAAUCCGAUCACAGAUGAACGACAGGCCAAUGACGGGGAUGGCGCGGCCUCCGUCUUCCGCGAUUCGACCGCCGACGCAGCAAGGCAUCGCCGGCCUCCGGGCGCCUACUCGGAUGGGCACAGGAAGUCCGUUUCUGGUAUUUGAUAAGACCAAAUAACGAUUACCGUGCGAUCAAAAAAGAAUGUUGAUCGGAAACUUGGAGAUUUAUUUCUUGAAAAUAUUCAUUUCUUCAGGCACUCGACAAGUUUUCGACAAAACUUACUACAUCGGCCUUCUCCGGUCGAAAAUCAACCAACUGAAUGUCGAAAUCGCCCGCCUUUCCGAGCAAAAACAGAUCGGGGACAAGGACCGAGCUGAAUUGUCGGCCUACGAGGCUAGGUUUGCAUUUUCAAGCUUAUUUUUACAGUCUGGUUUAUUUGAAUAUUUGAAUAUUCUAGUAUUUAUUUCAUUCGCAUGCAUAGAACAACUUAAUAUACAAGUGAAGAUUAUUCAGAUCCUUUGAAGUUUUUUUCGAAGGCCCAGUAAAAAAUUAACUUUGGAUUACGUUUUUUUAAAAAUUAAAACGUGUUAGAAACUGGUGCGAAAAAUUGAAAAAGAGGUUCGAAUUAAUCGAAAAAAUUCACCAGCUUGGCAUCUUCAAUAAAUCAUAAAUUUAAAAAUCAAGAAAAAUUUAAUUUUCCAACAGUUUUUGUGAAGAGAAACUGGAAAUCUGCGUAGCUUUUUCAAGUUUAUUUUUCAUUUUGAUCAAUCCCAUUUGCAAAAAGACGGCCUUACGUAGUCGCAUUUAAAAUGGCUCAAUGUGAAGCUUGAACUCGAUUUUUUUGCCAUUCCAAGGCUUCUGGUAACAUUCUGCGCAAGUCGUUUUAAAAUCGGGCGCAUAUUCAAAAUUACCUCGACGCUUUGACGAACAACGCGAUAAAAAUGAGUAUUCUCUGGUGACCAAUGAGUUUCAUAUAUAGCUGAUUCACGACUAUAACCUUGAGACGCAAAAGGGCGUGGCCUGCCUGCGCUCUCCAACAACGAUACACUGUCUCUUUUCUUAUUGUCUCAAGACCUUUUUUUCAAUAUCUCAAGCCAGCCGUGAAUUAGCAAUAUUUCAAAUGCGUUUUUCGAUUCAGAGCCCAAGCAAGCGCUCUGGAAAUUCGAGACCUUCAAGGAAGGCUCAUUGACUUGAAUGUUGUAAGUUUGAAAACUUCUUCCAUCGUCAUAAUUGUUCGGGUAAUAGAUUAUUGAUCGGAUGCACGUCAACGCCGAUAUGUCUGAUAUCGAGUUAGAAGCGAGAAAAAUGAAAGAAAAGGCUGAUGAGGUGGGUUUUUCGAGAAGAGCUUACAAAGAUAUUUGAAAUAUGUCAGAUGGAAGCCGACGUCCAAGAACUCGUCAAUGAACGUCUGGCCAAGGAGAAAGAGGCGGAGCAACUUCAUGCUCAAAUCGAGGAGCAGAAGAAGCUCAACGAGGCGGUCACCACGGCCAUGGUCUUGAUUUUCGAUUUAGUUCAGAAAAAAAAAACCGUUUUUGUGUUUUAUUGCAUUGGUUAUUUGAAAAAGUCUCCUUUUUAACUUCUUAGUAACCUCAGAAUGGUCCCUAGAGGGGCAAACUUAGCGACGCUCCCUUUAGAGGAGCCAAGCUUACGAAAAUGGCCAAUCUAAGGGUUUAGUUAGUAGCCACUUUAGGGAUCAUGCCGCCUAUGAGGCUGUUUUCCUCCGGUCUCUCUUGAGGUCGUUCCUAUGUAGUUGCAGUAAUCUGACCGGUCUGUUCCUCUUCUCUGAUAGUUGAGGUUGUGAAAAAAAAAAAUGAAAAUAGCACGUCAACAUGAGAGCGUGACUUGGGAAAAAAAAAGCGCAGAGAUAACGCAUUUUUGUUUUUUUUUCGGAAUUUACUCUGGAUUUUUCUGUCAGGAUCCCAGCGUCCGUGAACGGUAUGAUGAGCUGAAACAGGAGAGCGAGCUGUUGAAGAAGAGAGUCUCGGAGAUGGAGGCUCAAAUCGAAGAGCUCGAGGAUCGAAAGGCAAAGCUCGAGAUGGAGGUCGACGGGUCGCCUAUGAAGAAAAAAGCGGGUAGAGCCGAUUUUAUGUAUGAACCGCCCACGGGAAGGGAAUUUUACAGUACACCUACAAGAAACGAUCGCUGUGCUCAAGGACAAGCUCGAAGUUUUGGAAAAGGAGAAGGCUUUGACAGUGAGUUUUUAGUCGAAUGACGGCUGUCGAAAAAAAGGGUCCUACCACGAUAGAAAAUAACUGUAUUUGGUGGAGGCGCAGGCAUUGUUUUAGCGUCCUAAACGAUGGCGUGAACAGGCUUUAAGUCUUUAUCCCCGUCGUGAUGCGUUUUUUGCGGUAAAUACCUGCUUUAAACCUGCAACCGACUUAGAACUACUUGCGCGUGGUGGCAUCAAAAAACAUGAGAGCUUGCUCAAAAUCAGAUAGGCGGUUAACUAGCCAUUCUUCGCGUGACCGAAGGAUUUCCAGUCUUUAUAAAAAACCAUCAUUUUUACAGGAGACUCCAGAACAAAAGAAAGAAAAGCUGGUCGAACAAAUGCGACAAAUCAACCAGGACAUUGCCACCAUUGAAAAACAGUUGAGAAAUGGUAUUUUUGUUAUAAUUUGAAACAAAAAACUAGGCACCAGCAAGUGAGGGAACAGAUCGACACGACUUCGGAAGAACUACACGAGUAUGAUGCUCACGGCGGCGAAUCUCAGCAGUGUUGGUGACUUUUUGGAUAAUUUUAAUGAACAUAUUUUCAGUGAAGAACCACACGAAAUACCUGGAACUGAUGGUCAAGGACCAUCAAAUCGACGAAAUGCUCAGGAACUAUCCCAAACAGUAUCCCUUGCUACAGAGCGAACUUGAAGAAUACUCGGGCGCCAUUUUGAUGAUUCUUCGGAAGAUUUCGGCCAAUGUUAAAAAGGUUUUUCUUCAGUUGGGGCAAAGUUUUCCGUUUUAUCUUUUUUCAGGAAUUUUCCUAGGAGCAUAUUUGAAAGAUUGAGUGGAAUCGAGUUGAUAAGAUACACGUACUUUAAACCAGUUCUUUAUUCGAAUUUGCAACAACUUACGUAACAAAUGCAUGUGAAAAAAGCUUUCAUAUUUUUUUUUUAGAAAUAUAAGGAUUUGGACUGAAUAUCUAGACUUCAUAGAAGAUUGAAAAAAAAAAACGUAUACAGAUAGAAAAAUGUCGGUUUAGACAGUGCUUUUUGAGAUUCUCAGAUAAAUCAGAAAAAUAACCUCUGAACUUUACAAGACUUUCCACAGAAAGAAAACAAAGAGCAUUCCUGAACACCUUUUUUCUUUUUCCCAGUCUUUUUCCAUUCUUCAAGCCAAUUCUUCAGGUUGACCUUGGAGCCAAUAUCACCGAUAUCGAUGAAGAAGGACUCAAAAUGAAGCUUCGCGGGAACGGCAACAUCAGCGAGUUGAAAGACGGUUCUGUAUCUCCCACUUUCUAUUGACAUUCACUGUUCAGCGCAUGUCCGAUUGCAAGAGGAGCUUAUCAUGCUCGGCGAUAUGGAAAUGUCGCUCAGGGCCGACAUCAGGAACCUCGCCGAGAGCGCUACUGUCUCGAAUCAGAAGAUCCAAGAAUAUCGCAGAGAAGAGGAGACUUUGAACGACACCGAGCAUGAAGUUCAGGUCCGAAACUUCUCAGAAAAAUGCCAUAGCUUUGCAAUUUUUAAGCAGCUAGAACAAAAGCGAUCACAACUCCGCGCCCAAGAGCCUGAACUAUCCAGAAAAGUCAAAGACUUGAAACGAAUGAUUACCGACAUUCGGAAUGAGCUCGAGUCCCUUCCCAACUAUGGAAAGGUUACUCGAAAAAAAAAAACUUUCACCAAUUUUUAUAUUUAGAUCAAAGGACUGGAGAAAAAGCUGAAGAUGCUGAAGGAAAGCAACGCGGAGAAGCAGGCCGAAAUCGAUGCGACCAAAGCCCAAACCAAUUACCAACCGAUCAAAGCCGAGGUUUGAAAUCCACGAAAUUUCCACCUUAUUAAUUCUUCUAGGUUUUGCGGAUGCAAGCCGAAUACAACGCCUAUCUGAUCGCUAACAUGGCGAAGCGCAAUUGA
Messenger RNA from Caenorhabditis auriculariae, 5650 nucleotides. The record is from the annotation of a GenBank genome assembly. Lineage: Eukaryota; Metazoa; Nematoda; Chromadorea; Rhabditida; Rhabditidae.